AUGGGUCGCUUAGAGCUCUUAGGUUGGCUCAAUCGCGAGCUGACGUGCGAUUUGGCGUCGCUGCGCGAUUGCGCGGAUUGCGUCGCGUAUUGUCAACUCGUGGACGCCCUGCAUCCGGGCGCGGUGAUCCUGCGCGCGCUCGAUUUCAACGCCGUGACGGAGGGAGAUAAACAGCGGAACGCGCGAGUUCUUGAGCGAGGGAUGCGAGCGUGUGGGAUGGAGGCGACGGUUGAUUACGACGCGUUGGCGCUCGGAAAGUUCACGGAACAUAAUAAUUUACUCAGGUGGUUUUACGCGUACGUGGCGAAGAACGGGGCGGAGGCGUUGGAGCGGUACGACGCGUACGCGGCGCGCGUGAAGGCGCAGCGACACAAGGCGCGCGCGGAGGCGAGAAGACGAGGCGACGGUGUGACGCCGAUGAAGACUCCGAGAGAGAGAGAUCGACACGAUGAGAGAACGAUGAGUGUCAGCGAGCGUUCGACGACGAUGAGCGAGAGGUUGGUUCCGAACGAUCUGAGCGCGCAGACGCCCGAGCCGCGGACGCCGAUUUCGACGCCGUACGAAGACGCCGACUCGAGCUUUGAGUUCGCACCCGUCGUGGCGCCGGAAGCGCCUGCGACGCCUCGCGCGCUCACAUUUCCGGAAACCCCUGAUGUUUCCGCGCGCGCGUCGACCGUCGAACCGUCGUCGAUCGAGACGUCGCCGCGGCGUCCGCGCGGGCUCGAUCGGUGGGCGACCAAGGCGCGCGCCGCGCAGGAGGCCAAGCUCGCCGCUCAAGAGUCCACGCUCGCGGCUCAAGAGCCCACGCUCGCGGUUCAAGAGCCUACGUCUCCCGAGCGUUCCACCGUCACCGACGAGGGCCUCACCCACGUGCCCGCCCCGCCCGAGACCCCGCCGGUGGAGAUCGUCGAGGAAACCGCCACGACGUGUUGCGGCUUCAAGAGCACCUUCAAGCGCACCGUCACCCGUCUCGACGCCUCGCGCUCGCCCACCGCCCUCGUCGCUUAA
Ostreococcus tauri is the source of this 1008-nucleotide messenger RNA. Its product is annotated as Microtubule-associated protein RP/EB. Lineage: Eukaryota; Viridiplantae; Chlorophyta; Mamiellophyceae; Mamiellales; Bathycoccaceae. The coding region runs from base 1 to 1008 and encodes 335 amino acids. Gene Ontology annotation, cellular component: cytoplasmic microtubule; microtubule organizing center; spindle midzone. The record is from RefSeq and is a predicted model, not a curated record. The transcript is spliced from 2 exons. Gene Ontology annotation, molecular function: microtubule plus-end binding. Gene Ontology annotation, biological process: spindle assembly; regulation of microtubule polymerization or depolymerization; protein localization to microtubule plus-end.